AAAAUGUCUGUUAAUGUCAUUUAAAUAAUUUAUAAAGAGGGAAACAAUGAGGUAAAAUCGUGGUUUUUAUUCAUUUGUAAACUUAAAGGCGACAGAAACAAGAGUUGUUGUAACGAUGGAUAUUUUCGAUGCACCCUACUAUAGAAUAAUGAAGAACUCUGCUAAAUUGAUAGGUCAAUGGCCCUAUCAGUCUCGUGAGAAAAGGAUAAUUAUUAUAAUUAUCGUUUGGGCGUUUUUCUUUAUGCAAUUUAUUCCACAAAUUAUAGCUAUUGUGAUGCACAUCGAUGAACCAGAUAUUCUAUUCGAAGCCUGUUCAAAUAUGGCAGUAGAUUUAUUGACGGCAAUAAAAUAUAUCAAUGCAAUUAGUAAAACAAAUCUGAUAAAAAAACUACACGAUAGAAUAAUAUCUGAUUGGAGGUUGAUGUUGAACGAUAAAGAAAAAAUAACACUGGAGAAGCACGCCAACCUCGGAUAUAUUUUUUCAUCUGGAUGGGCAGGAUUUGCAUAUAUGUCCGCGACUAUUUUUGUAUUGGAACCGGUUUUCCCGAGAAUUUUGAAUGUAUUCAUAAGCGUAAAUGAAACUGAUCCAUUUAAAUUGGCUCUUCCGUUGGAAUACAUUAUUAUUGACAGAGAGAAGCAUUACUGGAUAAUGUUGUUCGUUUCAACUAUAUUUGUUUAUAAUAUUAUAAUAGUUCUUGUUUCAUGUGACAUCAUGUACAUCACCUUUGUGCAACACGUUUGUGGAUUAUUCGCAGUUGUAGGAUGUCGACUAGAGAAUACACCAAUCGAUAAAAAUUAUUUGAAUGGUCACAAAAGAGGAGAUGAUUUGCCAAACUCAGACGAUCUUUCUUACAGGCAUUUGGUAUCUUGUAUAAGAAGCCAUAGGCGAGCUUUAGAAUAUGCGGAUCUUCUCGAAAGUGCUUAUUCUCUAAGUUUUGGAUUGGUAGUAGGAAUCAACCUGCCACUUAUAAGUAUCACCGGAUUUCAGAUUAUCACACAAUCUAAUACAGUAGAGCAGUUGUUAAAAUACGCAUCAUUUACGAUCUCCCAGAUAUUACAUCUCUUUUUUGAGUGUUUUAUGUCACAACGGUUGACAGACAUGAGCCUACAUAUGCAUCAUAGCAUAGCUAAAGUGAAAUGGUUCCAUAACUCAAUAAAGUCACGAAAAUUGUUAUUAAUAAUGAUGAUGAGAAGUCAAGUGCCCUGCAAAUUGACUGCUGCUAAAAUCAUGGAUUUGACUAUUGAAAAUUUCGCAGCGAUGGUAAAAACAUCUGGGUCUUACUUCACAAUGCUUUUGUCAAUUGGAUUAAAGUCAUAUGUAAACUUGAAGCCAUCAGAAACAGGAGAUAUUAUAACAAUGGAUAUUUUCGAUGAACCCUACUAUAGAGUAGUAAAAACCUCUUCUCAUUUGAUAGGUCAGUGGCCGUAUCAGUCUCCACAGAAAAAAGUGAUGAUAACAAUGAUCAUAUGGACUGCUUUCUUCAUGCAAUUUAUUCCACAAGUCAUAGCUAUUGUGAUGCAUCUCGAUGAUCCGGAUAUUCUAUUUGAAUCAUUUUCCUCGAUGGUAAUUGAUUUAGUGUUUAUUUUCAAGUAUUUCAAUGCAAUCUCUAAAGCACAUUUGAUGAAAAAACUAUACAAUAGAAUCGUAUCUGAUUGGAAGUCACUAUUAAAUGAUGAAGAAAAAAGUAGACUACAGCAUCAUACCAAUCUCGGUCGUCUUUUUUCAUCUGGAUAUGCAGGAUUUGCAUACAUGUCAGUGGUGAUUUUUAUAAUGGAACCGGUUUUUCCGAGGAUUAUAAAUGCAUUCAUAAAAACAAAUGAAACUGUUCCAUUUAAAUUAGCGCUUCCGUUAGAGUAUAUUAUUAUUGACAGAGAAAAACAUUACUGGUUAAUGUUAGCUAUUUCAAAUCUACUUGUUGUAAACAUUACAGUUGUUAUUAUUUCAUGUGACAUUACAUUUAUUACCUUUGUGCAACAUGUUUGUGGGUUAUUCGCAGUUGUAGGGUGUCGACUAGUGAAUACACCAAUUAAUAAAAAUUAUUCGGAAAGGCACAAAGGCGGGGAUUAUUUGUCAAACUCAAAGGAUAUUCCAUACAAACAUCUGGUAUCUUGUAUAAGAAGUCACAGGCGAGCUUUAGAAUUUGCGGAACUUCUCGAAAACGCUUAUUGUGUAAGUUUCGGAUUGACAAUCGGACUCAAUCUGCCAGUUAUAAGUGUCACCGGAUUCCAGAUUAUAACACAAUCUAAUACAAUCCAGCAGUUAUUGAAAUACGUAUCAUUUACAAUCACCGAGAUAUUACAUCUCUUUUUUGAAUGUUUUAUGUCACAACAGUUAACAGACAUGAGCUUACAAAUUCAAGACAGCAUAGCUCAAGUGAAAUGGUUCAAUAAUUCGAUAAAGUCACGGAAAUUGUUAAUAUUAAUGACAAUGAGAAGUCAAGUGCCCUGCAAAUUGACUGCUGCUAAAAUAAUGGAUUUAUCUAUUGAAAAUUUUGGAAUGAUGGUAAAAACAUCGGGGUCAUACUUCACGAUGCUUUUGUCAACGCGAUAACAAAUUUCAACAUUCUUCACUAUAUAGUAAAAACCAGUUUAAAAUAUACAUAUGUAGAAUUGAUUAAAAUCGGUUAUCAUGAAAAAAAUAGAUAUAUUUUCGUUCAUUCAUAUACAUGUAAGUUAUAUGUGGAUCAUUUUGUAUGUGUAUUUUUUUGCAGCUUAUAUGAUUAUAGAAUGAUAUACAUGGGUAAUAUAUGCUCAUACACCGAGAAAAAAAUAUAGCAACCUUUACUUAUUAUUAUUAUAAUUAUUAUUAUUAUUUAUGUCAUCUGUAUCAGUGUUGGUAUCAAUUUUUAUUUUAAAAAAAUCACUUGUUUUGACCGAGAUUCGAACCCUGAUCUCCCGCGCGUGAGUUCUUUCCUUAUACUGUCGGUCCGUUGUCUUCUUUAAACGGAAGUCUGAACUUGUAAUACAUAUUCGUAUACGCUAUUCCCACCAA
Messenger RNA from Microplitis mediator, 2992 nucleotides. RefSeq lists its product as uncharacterized. NCBI's taxonomy places the organism in Eukaryota, Metazoa, Arthropoda, Insecta, Hymenoptera, Braconidae. The record is from RefSeq and is a predicted model, not a curated record. The coding region runs from base 116 to 2551 and encodes 811 amino acids. The transcript is spliced from 18 exons. Gene Ontology annotation, molecular function: olfactory receptor activity; odorant binding. Gene Ontology annotation, cellular component: plasma membrane. Gene Ontology annotation, biological process: detection of chemical stimulus involved in sensory perception of smell; sensory perception of smell.